Molecule: messenger RNA, 2994 nt
Organism: Benincasa hispida (wax gourd)
Lineage: Eukaryota; Viridiplantae; Streptophyta; Magnoliopsida; Cucurbitales; Cucurbitaceae
Product: protein BONZAI 1-like
Biological process (GO): cellular response to calcium ion
Cellular component (GO): plasma membrane
Molecular function (GO): calcium-dependent phospholipid binding
Source: RefSeq, a predicted model, not a curated record
AAUUCCCCUUUCUAAUCGUAGCCCUCCAAAAUGGGUCUAACAGUGUAAUGUUGCCUUCGUUUGCCCUUCUAUACAAUUAUUCCUUUAGCUUCCCUCCCUCUCCCUCCCCGAUUUGGUUUCUCCCCUUUCUGAUUUUUUUGUCCUCAUCAGCCCUAGAGUUCGCGUGGUUGGUGAAGUUCUUAGCACUAGUUUUUACGCCGUUGGUGAAGUUCUUUAGCCCUAGAUUUCGCUCGUCGUUAGCUACCGUUGCUGGUGAAGUUCUUAGCUAAAACGGAUAAGAAUGCUAAAAAUAAGGACUUAUGCGGAUGAUGGAUCGUGGGAAGCCUUGGAAGAGGACGAGUCUGAACUCCGCCGCCCGAUCGACAAUAAGGCAAUUUACCAUGCUCAGUAUCGAAGGCGUCUUCGUUCCCUUUCUUCCUUAGCAACCACCGCUACAAUUCAGAAGGAGACUUGCUGCUCUGACUCCUGGAUUUGCUGAAAAGACAUUGCGAAUGUUUGCAGUGAAGCUGCUGCUUUGAUUACUGCCAGACACAAAAGUAGAGUGAUCACUAUGACACACUUUGAAGGAGCUGUAGUCAAAGUCAUAGCAAAUCAUUGUCCCUUCCAUUGAAAUGGUUUGCUGUAGGGCAAUGCUGGUGGUAUGAGAGGAUGACUAGAGGUUGGCGUCGUGAGCAUUACCAAUGGAAUAUGGAUAUCACUGGUGUAGCUGAGGUUAUGAUAUGUGAAGUUAUUAAUUUUUGGUUGUAGCACAGUUGUGUCGAUCAGUUGGAUUUGGACUUUGGAGACAGCUAUCCCUCACCUCCCCAACCUUCGGCUCUUACUUUUGGACAAUGGGUAAUUGCUUUUCCAACGAUGCCGCUGGCCGGUCUGCCGUUGGUGGUACUGCCUUCUCCCAAAGUACUACUUCCAACGUUGCCAUAGAUUGUUUCUUGUUGUCUCGGGGCUAUCGGGGCCUCUAUUCCCAGAUUGAGCUUUCAUUCUCUGCAUCUAACUUGCGCGACCGUGAUGUAUUCUCCAAGAGUGAUCCAAUGCUGGUUAUUUAUGCAAAACGAAGGGACGGAACACUAGAAGAGCUUCAACGCACAGAAGUAGUUCAAAAUUCCUUAAAUCCAAAAUGGAUCCAUAAGCUUAACAUUACCUAUCAAUUUGAGGUUGUGCAAACUUUGGUGUUUUUUGUAUAUGACGUGGAUACACAAUAUCAAAACCUAGAAGUAAAGAUGCUGAAGCUAGAUGAACAGGAAUAUCUUGGUGAAGCAACUUGUGUACUAUCUGAGAUAGUUACCCAAUCAGACAGGUCACUUACAUUGGAUCUUGUAUAUAGAGAAGAUUCAACCAGCUCUACUCUGCCACACCACUGUGGAAAACUUACCAUUCAUGCUGAGGAGUGUGUUAGCUCAAAAACAACAACAGAGAUGAUAUUUAGGUGUUCAGACUUGGAACACAAGGAUCUCUUCUCAAGAAUUGACCCUUUUCUGGUUAUUUCAAAAAUUGUGGAGAGUAAGAGCUCAAUUCUGGUUUGCAAAACUGAAGUCAUAAAGAAUGAUUUGAAUCCCACAUGGAAGCCUGUAUUCUUGAAUAUGCAACAAGUUGGAAGCAAGGACAGCCCCUUAAUAAUAGAGUGUUUUAACUUCAACAGCAAUGGAAAGCACGAAUUGAUUGGAAAAGUUCAAAAAACACUAGUGGAGUUGGAGAAGCUUUCUUUUAGUGGGGAGGGAGAUAAUCUGUUCUUACUUCCUUCUGCUGGACAUGAUUACCAUAACAAAGUACUAAAAAGCCAGCUAUUUGUGGACAAAUUCUCUGAGAGCGUCCAACAAACAUUCCUUGAUUACUUGGCUGGUGGCUAUGAAAUGAGCUUCAUGGUGGCUGUCGAUUUCACAGCUUCAAAUGGAAACCCUCGCCUUCGUGAUUCCUUGCAUUUCAUUGAUCCUUCAGGGCGGCCAAAUUCAUACCAGCAAGCAAUCAUAGAAGUUGGAGAGGUGUUGCAGUUUUAUGACACAGAUAAACGCUUUCCUGCUUGGGGAUUUGGAGCACGACCAAUUGACGGUCCAGUUUCUCAUUGUUUCAACCUGAAUGGAAGUAGUCACUACUGCGAGGUUGAAGGAACUCAAGGAAUUUUGAUGGCAUAUACAAGUGCGCUCCAUAAUGUGUCUCUUGCAGGACCAACUCUUUUUGGGCCUGUGAUUAACAAUGCUGCAUUAAUUGCCAGUCAGUCUCUCGCAAAUGGUGGGCGGAAGUACUUUGUUUUGCUAAUAAUCACUGAUGGAGUGGUAACCGAUCUCCAAGAAACUAAAGAUGCUCUUGUGAAGGCAUCUGAUCUGCCGCUGUCCAUUCUCAUUGUUGGAGUGGGUGGAGCCGACUUUAAAGAAAUGGAGGUUUUAGAUGCGGACAAGGGAGAGAGACUUGAAAGUACAACUGGACGUGUUGCUUCACGAGAUAUAGUCCAGUUUGUUCCAUUUCGGGAUGUACAGGAUGGAGGGAUUUCUAUGGUUCAAGCACUGCUAGCAGAAAUACCUCAUCAAUUUCUGACCUAUGUUCGAAGCAGAGAUGUUCAACCAAAUUUGUGAUCAAGCACAUCGUACCAAACAGCCCGACAUAUCAAAUCACAUAUUUGUGUUGUCAUCGUUGGUCCAAUUAAGUUGGAAUGAAUGGGCAGUUGUGCAAUGUCGCACCGAGCUUAAAAACUUAUCUGUAGUCAGUGUUCAUACCGAUGAGUGGGUAUAUCCGUUUAGUGGUUGGCGUUUUUCCGAUGGGGACAGAAGUUUACUCGAGUAAUUAUUGGCUUUUAGAUGUGCCAAGGAUCCUUUCUCUAUUCUAGAGAAUAUGAUAGGUGAUACCAUGUCUUUUACUCUUUGAUUCGAUAAAAGAAUUGAAAGGAAUAUUAGAGAGAUAUCUUCGUUUCAUAUCUUGUGCAUUGGAACUUUAUUUGUGGAUUCAAUGAAUGGAUUACUGAACCUCCGGACUUGCCUGAAUCGUCAAGGUUUCGGAGAAAACUAA